Molecule: messenger RNA, 4296 nt
Organism: Mandrillus leucophaeus (drill)
Lineage: Eukaryota; Metazoa; Chordata; Mammalia; Primates; Cercopithecidae
Gene: GALNT3
Product: polypeptide N-acetylgalactosaminyltransferase 3
Exons: 12
Coding region: 1411-3312 (633 amino acids)
Cellular component (GO): Golgi apparatus
Source: RefSeq, a predicted model, not a curated record
AUGUUUGUUACAGCAGCAGAAGGAAGGCUGAAACAGAAAGUUGUGUCAUAAACGGAACAAACACUGUUUAACAAUUUUUUUUUUUUGUCUUAAAAACAGCAAACCCCACCAUCUUCCUGGAGUCUGCGUUGUCCCCUUCCAGAAUAGAUGUGGAGUUUUUAAACGAACCUACAGUAGAAGCAAGCCUUCUCCAGGAAAUCCCAAUCUUUUUCCAAACAGGAACAGCAAGGGUUCUCUCUGUUGUGGCUGUUUUUCCCUCUGGGAAUUGGUUUGCCUUCUGAGAGCAUCCCAGGGAGGGGAGGUGCGCCCCAAAUUGGCGAGGCUCUGCCAAAUACCAAAGGCUCUUCUUUGGGAGGAGACUCCUCCUUUGGACGUGAGGCGCCCCUACCAGAGCGCCCGCGUACAGAAACGGAAACCACUAGCUGCGCUGAAGUGAGUCAAGUGAUGAAAUCAAGACUACACGGGAAGGAAGCUCACGAAACCUAACUGGUGACAGAAGCUGCUGAACCCUGCCCGAGGAAACCACAUGAGCCAGCAGUUGCUGCCCUCCCGAAGUGGUCCUCGGAGGCAGCGCACCCCUUCAUUUUGGCGAACCGAGGAGGAAGGGAGGAAGCGUGUGGGGGAAAUCUAGAACUUCUGUUUCCCCAAGGACCCAGCAGACUGCUCUGGCUACAAGGUGAUCACUGCCACCAGGUCAGUGCAGGAUUCCUUCAAUGUAGACCGGCCGGAAGCCACAACUUGCGCGGAGCAGCAGCCUCGCCGACCGCGCAGAGAGAAGCCGCGCAACAGCCAGGCUUGGCCCGGACGGCGCCCCUACCCCGCGCGCGCGGUCAACGGUUCUCACCUGGAGCGCUCAGGUAGUGCUGGGGCGGGGCGGGAGGCUGGCGCGCAGGCGCGGGAGCGGGGCCUCGCCCCUGCCGACGUCGCAGACCGGAGCUCACCUGGGAGACUCCAAGAGGAAGCCGAGCCGCGGUUCUGCCUCUCCAGGCAACGCGGGAGGCCCAGCGGGAAGGCAGGAGGCGGCGGCGGAGGAGGAGCUCUACUUAGCCGCAACUGUAGCGACAGCAACCGGAGUCGCAGCGGCAGCCACCUGCACCUGGAGCCCAGCCCACGUCCAGCGCCCGCCCGGCCGCCGCUUCCCGCCGCGCUGCCCUGCCCUGCCCUGCCCAGCCCACCCGUCAGGGGUUCCUUCAGGAUUCUCAAGUACUAUUGGGUCAGAAAAUCUGGGAGUAUGAUAGUUUACUUACUGAUGAAACUGCUAUAUUACCAUCAUUGGUUAAGCUGGAGUACACCUUAGUUUGAGAGUACUACCAUUUAAAGAUACCUUCUUCUCAGCAAAUCUAUGAUAAAAAAUAUAAGUAACAGAAGAAAUAACUGUUAUUUGUCAAGUGACAAGCUUUUAAUGUCAGAAUGGCUCACCUAAAGCGACUAGUCAAAUUACACAUUAAAAGACAUUACCAUAAAAAGUUCUGGAAGCUUGGUGCAGUAGUUUUUUUCUUUAUUAUAGUUUUGGUGUUAAUGCAAAGAGAAGUAAGUGUUCAAUAUUCCAAAGAGGAAUCAAGGAUGGAAAGAAACAUGAAAAACAAAAACAAGAUGUUAGAUUUAAUGCUAGAAGCUGUAAACAAUAUUAAGGAUGCAAUGCCAAAAAUGCAAAUAGGAGCACCUGUCAGGCAAAACAUUGAUGUUGGUGAGAGACCUUGUUUGCAAGGAUAUUAUACAGCAGCAGAAUUGAAGCCUGUUCUUGACCGUCCACCUCAGGAUUCAAAUGCACCUGGUGCUUCUGGUAAAGCAUUCAAGACAACCAAUUUAAGUGUUGAAGAGCAAAAGGAAAAGGAACGUGGGGAAGCUAAACACUGUUUUAAUGCUUUCGCAAGUGACAGGAUUUCUUUGCACCGAGAUCUUGGACCAGACACUCGACCUCCUGAAUGUAUUGAACAAAAAUUUAAGCGCUGCCCUCCCCUGCCCACCACCAGUGUCAUAAUAGUUUUUCAUAAUGAAGCGUGGUCCACGUUGCUUAGAACUGUCCACAGUGUGCUCUAUUCUUCACCUGCAAUACUGCUGAAGGAAAUCAUUUUGGUGGAUGAUGCUAGUGUAGAUGAGUACUUACAUGAUAAACUAGAUGAAUAUGUAAAACAAUUUUCUAUAGUAAAAAUAGUCAGACAAAGAGAAAGAAAAGGUCUGAUCACUGCUCGGUUGCUAGGAGCAACAGUCGCAACAGCUGAAACGCUCACAUUUUUAGAUGCUCACUGUGAGUGUUUCUAUGGUUGGUUAGAACCUCUGUUGGCCAGAAUAGCUGAGAACUACACAGCUGUCGUGAGUCCAGAUAUUGCAUCCAUAGAUCUGAACACCUUUGAAUUCAACAAACCUUCUCCUUAUGGAAGUAACCAUAACCGUGGAAAUUUUGACUGGAGUCUUUCAUUUGGCUGGGAGUCACUUCCUGAUCAUGAGAAGCAAAGAAGGAAAGAUGAAACCUACCCAAUUAAAACACCCACUUUUGCAGGAGGACUUUUUUCCAUAUCAAAAGAAUAUUUUGAGUAUAUUGGAAGUUACGAUGAAGAAAUGGAAAUCUGGGGAGGUGAAAAUAUAGAAAUGUCUUUCAGAGUAUGGCAAUGUGGUGGGCAGUUGGAGAUUAUGCCUUGCUCUGUUGUUGGACAUGUUUUUCGCAGCAAAAGCCCUCAUAGCUUUCCAAAAGGCACUCAGGUGAUUGCUAGAAACCAAGUUCGCCUUGCAGAAGUCUGGAUGGAUGAAUACAAGGAAAUAUUUUAUAGGAGAAAUACAGAUGCAGCAAAAAUUGUUAAACAAAAAGCAUUUGGUGAUCUUUCAAAAAGAUUUGAAAUAAAACACCGCCUUCAGUGUAAAAAUUUUACAUGGUAUCUGAACAAUAUUUAUCCAGAGGUGUAUGUGCCAGACCUUAAUCCUGUUAUAUCUGGAUAUAUUAAAAGCGUUGGUCAGCCUCUAUGUCUGGAUGUUGGAGAAAACAAUCAAGGAGGCAAACCAUUAAUUAUGUAUACAUGUCAUGGACUUGGGGGAAACCAGUACUUCGAAUACUCUGCUCAACAUGAAAUCCGGCACAACAUCCAGAAGGAAUUAUGUCUUCAUGCUGCCCAAGGCCUCGUUCAGCUGAAGGCAUGUACCUACAAAGGUCACAAGACAGUUGUCACUGGAGAGCAGAUAUGGGAGAUCCAGAAGGAUCAACUUCUAUACAAUCCAUUCUUAAAAAUGUGCCUUUCAGCAAAUGGAGAGCAUCCAAGUUUAGUGUCAUGCAACCCAUCAGAUCCACUCCAAAAAUGGAUAUUUAGCCAAAAUGAUUAAGUGUUCCUUAAAAUUAAGUUGAAAAAGGAGACAUUCUUUCUCAUAAAACUGUGACUAGGCAUACACUGUAGGUUUUGAAAAUUAUGCAAAAGCAGCUAAAUGUAACUUAUUCCAAGUGCAUUUUUCUUAUUUAUAUCUUAAAAUAUCUAUGUAGCACUACUACAGAAAUUCUGCAAGUUUCUGUUUCAAAGCACAGUAACUAGUAAUACCAAAGACUAUUUCAAAAUGUCCAGAUGUAGGGGAAGAGAUGUUUACAGUAUGAUGAAAAUAAUUUUCGAAGUAAAGUGAUGUUUGUGUGUUUUGUACACUUAGGGAUAUAUAUAGCUACAUUCACACACUCACAAUUUAAAAUAUUUCCCCUAGUUUUUUGGGGGGAUAGGAAGAAAGAUUUGUUACUGUAUUUUUUUAACUAUAUAGAAAUAGAUCAAUGAAGGUCAGCAUUGGCCUCUGUGUACAAACCAAGAGCUUUUACAGAUCCAGAAUUUAUUAUUUUAAAAUGCAGGUGAAUUUUUUUUUUUGCCUUUGGUUUACUUGUCUGCUAAAUGUUUCUUUAAACAUGAAACUGAAUAAGGAGAGGAGUAUUUUUAACACUUAAAUUUCUUGGAAAUUUUUAAACCAUUUUUUAGUCUGCAACCCACUCCACUUGAAGCACUUAAGUCUUCCUUAAAUGACUUUUCUUAAGUAACGAUACUGUGUGUUUUCCCAAAGCACUUUUAAAAACACUUUUAUAAAUUACUAUCUGUUGAAAAGGUGUCCUUUUCCUUUCUGCUAGUGUUUUUUUUCUUACCAAAAUUCACUAAUCUUGAAUGUUUGUGAUAUUAAAUUUCAAAUGCAGAAUACUUGACUCAUUUAAAGCUAAAUUUUGUUACUGAUUUAAUUAUAAUUGUAAUGGAUUUUUGACUUUGUAAUGGAUUCUUUUCAUCAAAAAGCCUUAUUUUUUAUCUAUAUAGAAAACACAAUAAAAAGUCCUCAACACUAUUGUAA